GGCCCCGGUGCGGCUCGGCCGCCAUGGACCUGCACAUCCUGGAGCACCGGGUGCGGGUGCUGAGCCUGGCCCGCCGCGGGCUCUGGCUUUACACCCACCCGCUGCUCAAGCUGCUCUUCCUGCCCCAGCGCUGCAGGUGCAAGUUCUUCAGCCUGACAGAGACCCCCGAGGACUACACCAUCAUGCUGGACGAGGAAGGCUUCAAAGAGCUGCCGCCCUCCGAGUUCAUGCAGGUGGCAGAUUCGACCUGGCUGGUGCUCAGCGUCGUCUCCAACGGCCGGGCAGCCUCUGGCUCCCAGGCCACCGGUGUCACCAAGAUCGCCAGGUCGGUGAUUGCGCCGCUGGCCGAGCACCACGUCUCCGUGCUGAUGCUCUCCACCUACCAGACCGACUUCAUCCUGGUGCGGGAGCGGGACCUGCCGGUGGUGAUCCACACGCUGGCCGGGGAGUUCGACAUCUACAAGGAGGAGAGCGGGGAGUGUGUCCCUGUCACCUGCGACGACGUGAGCAACGGCUUCCUGAAGCCCAAGCCGGCCGCCAGCCCCACGCUGCACCCCGUGCAGAGCCCCCAGACCCGCUUCUGCGUCCUGACCGUGGCCCCUGACACGCUGCCCGCCAUCGCCACCAUGCUCAUCGAUGUCCUCUUCUACUCCCACAGCCCCCCCAGGGAGGCUGGUGCCUGCAGCCAGGACCUGGACUCCAUCACCUUCUUCGCCUUCUCCCUCAUCGAGGGCUACAUCUCCAUCGUGAUGGACGCCGAAACCCAGAAGCGCUUCCCCAGUGAUCUCCUGCUGACCAGCUCGACGGGGGAGCUGUGGCGGAUGGUGCGGAUCGGGGGGCAGCCCCUGGGCUUUGACGAGUGUGGCAUCGUGGCGCAGAUCGCGGAGCCGCUGGCGGCCGCUGACAUCUCGGCCUAUUACAUCAGCACCUUCAACUUCGAUCACGCCUUGGUCCCCGAGGAUGGCAUCGCCGAGGUCAUCCAGCUGCUGCAGCAACGCCAGGAGAGCAGCAGAUAGUGACCAGCUGUCCCCAGGCUGGGGGGCACAGUGAGGUGGCACCCUGGGCUCCCCCCCGACCCCCCACCCAACUGCCACACGUGUCAAUUUUUUUAAAUUUGAAGUUGUCCCCCUUCCUGGUGCAGGGCAGAGCUCCCUGCCUGCUGGGGACAUGGUGGCUUCAAGGACCUGGUGGCCUUGUGGUGGUGAGAGGGGGGUCAGUUCUCACCCUGCCACCCCUAUCCUGCCACCCUCUGUCCCCAAGCUGGGGACCCAGGAAGAGAGCAUGUGUCCCUGGGGACCUGCUGGGGGGGGGGACACACAACGAUGACAAGGGGAGGGACAAGCCUGAACAUGGUGACGUGCCAUCACAUUGUGGGGGGUGACAGCCCAGGGCUGGCAGGGGUGUCCCCACGCCCUGUGUGUCCCCCCACGGGUGGUUCCCCUGGGUGGGGAGGUGGCCGUGGUGCUCUGUGGCACCUCUGAACUGGCCCCAUGGGGGGGGCUGAAAGCAUCCCUAGGGCUGGGGUUCCUGCCAGCACCCCAACAACCUCCAUGGCAGAGAUGAGGGGGCUGGGGUUCAGCCCCAGCCCUGUGUCCCUCCUGGGGUGGCCCCAUGUCCCCCUCCUGGGCUGUUGUGUAGCAUGGGGGGGCAAGGGUGCCCCCCCAACUCCUCCCAAGCUGUAUUUUCACAUAGUUUCUAAUAAGUCAAUAAAAGUUCAAUUAUUUUUA
This is a messenger RNA of Apus apus (common swift), 1727 nucleotides long. RefSeq names its product cytosolic arginine sensor for mTORC1 subunit 1 (gene CASTOR1). Gene Ontology annotation, cellular component: cytosol. NCBI's taxonomy places the organism in Eukaryota, Metazoa, Chordata, Aves, Apodiformes, Apodidae. The record is from RefSeq and is a predicted model, not a curated record. Bases 24 to 1016 code for a protein of 330 amino acids. Gene Ontology annotation, molecular function: arginine binding. The transcript has 9 exons. Gene Ontology annotation, biological process: cellular response to L-arginine; negative regulation of TORC1 signaling.